AUGGUGGCCCAACUGCUAGGGCUGGCCUUUUUGUUUCUACCUACCAGCGUGGUCACCUCCACGACAUAUGGGGUGAAGAUCAAUGAAAACUGGGAGGUUGUGUACCGGGACACCAGUGUGUAUGGGGUGGUGGGCAAAGCGGUGAUCUUGGAGUGCGGUACCACCUUACCCGACAUGUACAUAUGGAGUUUCACCAAGCCCGGAACUGAAGCUAUAAAAGCUGUGGUGUAUGAUUUGGGGAAAGGACAGAGGAUCCAGAAGUUGGCUGAGACUCUCGGGCGGCUCACUAUCAUCUCAAACAGUGCAGCUGUGAGCAUCGAGCAACUGCCUGUGGCUGCACACGGCCUCUUCACCUGCCAGGCUUUCUAUGACAUAGCACAGGAGCCCAAAGUAUUCUACUACUACGUGCACCUCACUGUCCGAGUUCCCGUCAGUAAGCCAUACCUCCUGAUGAGUGAUGUAUCUCCAGUGGAGGGAUCUACAAUGUGGAUGCGCUGCAAUCUGGAAAAUGGGACUGGACCAAUUCAGUAUGUGUGGCAGCAUGAGACCCGCAGCGGCAACAUCUCAGCCUUUGCACAGGGCAAAAACAGCGUCAUCAACGUGACUGAUGUCACCCGCAACCACACCGGCUGGUACCGCUGUGUGGCCAGCAACGCCGUCAACAGCGAGAGCUCUAACCGGUUAUGGCUGGACACCAUCUUUGGCCCGGACAUCCCUCAGAUAGACGUGACUCCGUACAGUAUAACAGAGCGGGGAUAUUCAGCCCUGGAGAGAGAGACUGUUUCUCUACUGUGUCAAGCCCAGUCCAACCCGGCCAGUCAGUAUGUCUGGUUCUACAACAACUCCCAGAUCUACACCGGGCCGCAGUUAACCAUCACCAAGAUCCUCCGCAUGCACACUGGCGAAUACGCCUGCUUGGCACAGAACACUUACCUUAACACCCGCUCCAGAAAAACCAUCAGCCUGACUGUCUACUACCCACCCGAUGGCUCACCCUCCUGCUCCGUGGAGCCGGCUCUGAAUCACACCUCUCUGAGACUGCUCUGCUCCUGGCCCGGUGGAUUACCCUCCCCCUCCCUCCACUGGACCGGACACCCGAAACGAGUGGGACAAAACGAGGCUGACACAGGGCAGCAAACAAAUCCACUGACCAACACUGCCAUCUUGCUGAUGUCUGAAGUACUGACUUCCAACAACAGCUCUUUUACUUGCAUGGGAUCCCACCUGGCGCUCAAAGAAUCGACAGAGUGCAGCACACGCACAUAUAUACCCCCUGCAGAGCCGAUGUGUUUUGCAUAUGUGACUAACAACAAAAAGUAUCUGAUGCUUUCCUGCUCCUGGGAUGGAGGGGCUCCGAAAGCCUUGGUGUGGUGGGAGGGCCCUGGUGGCAUGGGCGACCAAGGCAAAGGCGGGCAGGAAAACUCAAACAUCUUGAUCCUUCGAUACGGCACUGCCAGCGGCGGGAAACCCUACACCUGCCAAGCUAAGCAUCCACUUCUGGUCCAAACCAAAACCUGCAGGCUCACACUGGAGGCUCCUGUAUUGCUGACAAGGCGCCGAGUUGUGUCUGUAUACGAGGGGAGUGAUGUUCAGCUCACCUGCAACCUGAGAGACAACUACCUUCCCGUCAGUGAAAUCACCUGGUUUAACAAUCAGGGUGUGGGUGUGCAAGACACCUUGAAGUAUGCACUGCUGCGAACAUCUGCAUGGGCAAAUCUGACUGUGAAAGACACGAAAGAGACUCAAGACAGUGGCGAGUACAGGUGCUCCACGUCCAACGCAGUGGGAGGAACUGAAAUCAAUGUCACUUUAGUGGUUAAGAGGCACCCCAUGCCACCCAAUGCGUCCCUGGUCAACGUGAUGUACAACAGCCGACAGCGUACCGAGGUGGAGCUUGAGUGGCAGGUACAGAACGAAGAAGCAGGAGGUUGGACAGGUUUCAUCCUGCAGCACAUAUGGGUGUCAGAGCGACCAGGAAGGAGAGGCAGCAACAAUGAUUCAAAGGAGACGACGGAGGAGAGGAUUGGUCCACCAGUCUGGUACCAGAACAUCAUCCAGGACCCAGAAGCCAGGAGUCAUACAGUAGGGAGACUGACACCGACCGUUACCUACGAGUUCCGCAUCACACCUGUUAACCACCGCACCAUUGGACACUCUUCUGCAGCAAAGACUCCAGCGGAACCACGCUACAAUGUGUACCCUGCUGUGAUUGGAGCAGCUAUUGGCGGGAUGUUCAUUGCAGCCUUCCUCACGGUGCUGCUGCUCGUGUUCAUAAUCCGCAACCGCAACAACAAUCCUCGACUACAUGACAUGCUGUUUGGUUCGCAGCACAGCCAGUCCAGGGAAAACAUCAACUUCCCAGAGGAUGAAGUGGUACGCGGGUCGGAGGGAGAAAUAGAGGAGAUUGGUGGAUCAUCAAAUCUAGGUCCAACCAUGCCUUUACCGCGGGCAGCUUCACCCCUAGCCACCAGCCAAGCCCCUCCCCCUGGAGACGACAAUGAGCCUGUCAGCGUCACCAUCACAGUCAAGGCUACAGGCUCAUAA
Messenger RNA from Cottoperca gobio, 2544 nucleotides. RefSeq names its product V-set and immunoglobulin domain containing 10 like 2 (gene vsig10l2). The coding region runs from base 1 to 2544 and encodes 847 amino acids. The transcript is spliced from 12 exons. Gene Ontology annotation, molecular function: protein binding. NCBI's taxonomy places the organism in Eukaryota, Metazoa, Chordata, Actinopteri, Perciformes, Bovichtidae. The record is from RefSeq and is a predicted model, not a curated record.